This is a messenger RNA of Schistocerca cancellata (South American locust), 6435 nucleotides long. RefSeq lists its product as uncharacterized. The transcript has 29 exons. NCBI's taxonomy places the organism in Eukaryota, Metazoa, Arthropoda, Insecta, Orthoptera, Acrididae. The record is from RefSeq and is a predicted model, not a curated record. The coding region runs from base 24 to 4970 and encodes 1648 amino acids.
ACGGUGCACGCGCGCCGACCACCAUGGGCCGCGCUCAGGUUCCAGACUGUGGCUCCAGAUCCCUGCUACCUCACGUACUACUAUUCGCAACUGGAGUAAGCAUUGCUUAUGCUCAGUGUUUCGGCGGCACGGAGACGUACGAGAAGACGACGGGGGUGAAGUUCACGUACGGCGCUUCACAGGGCAUCCUGACGCAGCCCGGAACGGGCAUCACGCGCGACUGCACUGCCAUCUGUCGGCAGACUCCCACCUGCGCCGCCUUCACCGUCGAUUACGAAACUUCUCGGUGUCUGUCCUACAACACUGACUCAGCUGGACAUCGAAACAGUCUUCACGACAAAAUAGGGAGCAAUUUCUUCGAGAAAAUAUGUCUGCGUGGAGUUUCAAAUCUAAGCUCGAUGUGUGGCGAUCGAUUAUGGGCCUUCGAGAGAGUUGUUGGUGCUUAUCUUGAGGGAUUCGAUAACAAGGAAGAACGAAAUACGCAAACGAAGACAGAAUGUGAAAAACUGUGCUUGUUUGAGACGACUUUCAUUUGCAGGUCAGCGGAGUUUGACGAGUCACUGAACCUGUGCCGGCUCAGUAGAGAAGAUCGACGGAGCCAGCCCAGUGCUUUCAGGAAAGUCCCUGGCAGCUCUGUCGACUACCUGGAGAACCAGUGCGUCAGAUCCCUGCCUGACUGCCGCUACAACGUGCGAGAAGGGAGCGCCGUCAUCUCCAUGGACGAGCUACAGUUCGCCGCCAACCAAGCAGAGUGCGAAGCCCUCUGUGACCAGGCGCGGGGCUUUACAUGUCGGUCUUUCACGUACGCCAAGAACGAGAAGCGGUGCUACCUGAGUGGCGACGACUCCCUGUCACUCAACAAUGCUCCGCUGCUCAUCAAGAGGGAUGCCGUCUACGCCGAGAAGCAGUGCAGCAUAAGCCAGUGUGAAGACGGGCUGUUCACGUUCGAGAAGGUGACGGGCCACUUCCUGCGCAGCGCCCAGCAGGUGGGGCUGGCCAUGGCCGCCUCGCCGGGCAUUACCCUGCAGUGCGGCGCCAAGUGCCUCGAGGCGGGCUCCGACUGCCCCGCCUUCAGCCUCGACUACAACGCCAUGAAGUGCUUCAAGCUGGACCGCAACACCCAGGGCCGCGGCAGCGACCUCUCGCCCAGGGAGGGGCAGAGCUACUUCGAGAAAAUCUGCCUCAGAGGCUACAUCCACGGUUGCGAGGGUCGGGCCUGGGCAUUCGAACGGCGCCAAGGCAAAGAGCUGCAGGGCCACGAUGACCUGAAGCUCAACCUGGUGCAGAGCAGGCGGGACUGCAUGGAGGCGUGCUUAUCCGAGCAGCGGUUCACCUGCCGUUCGGCAGAGUAUGACACACUCACCACUGAGUGCCGUCUCAGCAGUGAGGAUCGCCGCACCAGGCCCUCUGACUAUGUGGAUGCACCCCCCACAACCGAAUACCUUGAAAACCAGUGUCUGCCCCAAGAAGCAAGGUGCACUUUCAAAUCAAUACCAAAUUCAUAUCCUCGUUAUUUAGACCUUGUACUUUCACUUGUUAGUGAUGAAAUGGAUUGUAAACGACGUUGCUAUGAAUAUACAGACUUCAUUUGCCGAUCAUUCUCGUACUAUCCCAGUGGAAGUCAGUGCUUCAUCAGUGGCGAUGACAGAGCUUCAGCAGGCAGCGAGGCAUUGAUGAGCCGUCCAGGAACAGACUACUUUGAACGCGUGUGCCAGACAGGAGGCAGUUCCGGCCAUGGAAACCCACCAGGUUUGUGUGGUAUUGGUGGCCGCCUUGAAUUUGAGAAGGUUACUGGAUUUGAACUGCAAGGACAGCGUGGUUACACUCUCUUUCGGAACAGUAUUCCAGGAAUUUCAACACAAUGUGCUCAACUUUGUCGUUCUGAUCCCCGAUGUCGUGGUUUUAAUCUUGACUACAAUCGGAAUGACUGUACAGCACUGGAAGGAGAUCUUGACGGAGCACGAAUUGAUGUUAGGCCAGUGCCUGGAAUUGCAUACUUUGAAGGCAUUUGUUUGCAGGGUGCUACUUGCAAUGUUCCCUGGGUAUAUGAAAGAUUUAUUAGCCGAGAACUUCGGGGGUUUGUCAAUGCAGCCUAUCCAGGAAUAAGCAAAAUUGAGUGUCAAGAAAGAUGUCUAGAAGAGAGAUCAUUUGUGUGCAGAUCAAUCACAUAUAAUUAUCUAAGGAAAGAGUGUCGACUAAGUUGUGAAGAUCGUUAUACUCAGCCACAAGCAUUCAUAGUGAACGGUGACUCUGAUUAUUUGGAGAAUCAAUGUGCACCACGUCUCACACACUGUGCCUACACAUACCACAAAACAGGACAACAGCUCAUAUACACAGAUAAAUCACUGUCCUCUUUCAGUGACAAAAGCUGUGAGCAAGCAUGUGACGUGGAAAGGGAAUUCGUGUGUCGAUCUUAUACUUUUUUGGGACAGACAGGUAUAAACAACAAUCAUUGUUUGCUGAGUGGGUCAUUGGGUUCCACUAUAGAUAUUGGUGCAUUCCAGCCCCAGAGUGGUGCCCUUUAUGCAGAAAAAGAGUGCUUAUCAAGCUCAGCUGUAGCACCACCACCACCACUGCCACCACCUGUGCCCCCAGCUCCACCAAACAUUCCAGGCCGAUAUCCAUCAGGGAGUGAACCAGGACCAAGUCUUCUUCCUUUUCCAUGCAGAAACACUCUCACUUAUGAAAAAAUUGCUGGAGCCACAUUUACGAACAGUCGGAGAGAGCCUAUCAGGACCAGAGAUGAUAUUGGUAUUGCUGUAGAGUGUCUGGUGAAAUGUGCUCAGAUGAGACAGCAUUGUCUUGCUGUUUCUGUUGAGAACAUCAGAGGGGGUCGUCAGAGAUGCUAUGCCUUGGAUCGUUCAUCAGAUUCAGAAAGUGCUCCACUUGAAUCUGCUCCUGAUCUUGCCUAUUUUCAGAAAAUCUGUUUACAAGAAAGUGCUUGUGCAAAGGCUUGGGCAUUUACAAGAGUACCAAGUUAUGAACUAGCUGCACCAAAUACUGUGGAAGUCAGGAAUAUAUUUAGCAGACGACAGUGCCAGGACGAAUGCUUGCGGGAGACAAGAAUCAUCUGCAGGUCAGCAACUUAUUAUGGAAGAGAGAGACUGUGCAAACUCACCCCUGAAACUAGGAGAACAACUCCACAGCAUUUUCGAAGAGUUUCUGCUGAUGUGGACUACAUGGAAAAUGAAUGUGCUCCAAAGCCACCAAGCUGUGACUACACAGAUUACCCUGGAAGAUUCCUUCCAUACACCGACAGGUAUAUUCCACAGAUUUAUGAUGCUCCAGAAUGCAAACACUUAUGCAAUCAAGAACAGGAUUUCAACUGCAGAUCAUUUAACUACCAUGUGGUUCGUCGGGAUUGUUUCUUGAGUUCUGAUGACACUUUUGCAGCUGAUCGCUCAUCACUACUGAUGGACAGAGACUUUUAUUACAGUGAACAUGGGACCUGCAGUAAUGUGAGAGUUGACUGUACACAGGCUGAUAUGUUGAUUACAUUUUUAUUUGGAGGACCAUUUGAAGGACGAGUCUAUGCAACGGGUAAUCCACAAGCUUGUUUUGAAAUGGGCAGUGGGCAAUCUCAAUUGGUUUUACGAAUUCCUAUGGGAACCCAGUGUGGAACUGUGCAGCAGGGCCGCGGUCGUUAUGUUAAUCAUGUGGUAAUCCAACAAAAUCCUGUAAUAAUGCAAGAGACAGAUAAAACAGUAAGAGUAGAAUGUUCAUUUGAUGCAAGUGAUCAGACUGUAUCAUAUGCACCAACCGGAGGCCGAAAUCCAGAAGGCAGUGGUAUCAGUGUCACAGUGCCUUUUCGGCCUUCUGGCACAAAUAUCGUUACAAACACUGCACCUACUCCAAAUGUCCGAAUGCGCAUUAUUACACAUAAAGGACAAGAAGCAUCUGUAGUGGGCUUGGGAGAAGAACUUCAACUCAAAAUAGAAAUUGAUCCAACCAGUGCCUUCGGAGUUUUUGUUCGCAACUUGGAAGCACGCACAGACAAUGGAGAGCUGUUGACCUUAAUUGACAAUGUUGGAUGUCCACGUGACCACAAUAUAUUCCCAGCAUUGCAGGCAGAAAGAGGAACAAGAGAUUUGUUUGCAGACUUCAAAGCAUUCCGUUUUCCAUCAACAGCAACUGUGAAUUUUGUUGCAACAGUGCAAUUUUGCCAGGAUGUUUGUGAACCUAUUCGCUGUAACAAUGGAGUACAAUCCUUUGGUAGGCGAAGGAGGCGAGACUUGACUCAAAGUAUUGAUUCUUCAGGAAAAAAUUCAGUUGUUAAAGGAAAAUGCAAAUUCCAAGAAGAAGAAAGAAAAAAUAUGAACAUAUCAUUAAAUGAAACUAAUGAGAACACCUCUACUGAUCCCAAUUACUGUGAUGAAUCCAUCACUGAAACUACUCCUAAUGAAGACUUUGAACUGGAUACAACUGUUCCUGUACCAAUAAACGAUUAUGAUGCUGAAGUAAGUGAAGAACGUCCAGUUACUCCAGCCAUAGGUGAUGCAACCAAUGCAAGUAUUCAGAAGGAGAGUGGGCCAGAGCUGCCCAGUGCAUUGCCAUUACAGUUAAGGCUUGUUGUUGGGGAGGACAUCAUACCAAAGCCUACAAAGCCAACAAUAUUCAAAAAAGAGACUUCAAGAGGUGCAACAGUACAAAAUACCAUGAAUGAUGGAACUGCAGAUGAGUAUCUCAAUACAGGAGCCAAAGAUGAAUCUGUCGACGCAGAUUCUGUUUGUGCAACUAAAUUAACAGUGGCAUCAUCGAUUAUUGCCAUUAUACUGUUCAAUAUAAGCUUUGUGUUUUGUAUUAUGUAUUUCUACAGAGUUCAGACUGAACAAAGAGUCAGACAUGAAUCCUUAGAACAGAGACUGGCUACAAGCCAGAUUCCAGAAGUUUUGUUUCGGAAUGUUUACGAUCGACUACCACCAAAUCCUACAUUUAGUAAGCUUGGAAAUGAAGUAUGUUCAGAAAAGUAAAUAUGAAAAGUUACUUGUCAUUUUUAUGUAAGUGGUUUGAGUGAAUCUGAUGAGUAAAACAUAACAAACUCUUACAAGAAGUGCUAGUAACUAUGAUGUGAAAGCAUAUUUGUGAUAUCUUUCAUAGUGGACUUCUGUAAAUGUUUUUAUUCGAACUCUGUCUAUAAUACAUUUUUGUGACGACUAGUAUUUGUUAAAUGGCCAAAUGUUGAGGACAUGUUUAUUACAUUUUCUUAACUUAAAGCUGUUUGAUUAUUCAGGUACUUGUAAAUAUAGUUCCUUAACUUUGCAUUACGCAAUUCUUGAUCAUAAUACAUUGUUUCUCUCCUCUGACAUUCGAAAUAUACUCUUUUAUGGUUCCAUUUUCUUUGUACAUGACAGUAUGAAACAGAUUUCACUCAGUGUGUUAUGAUGGCUGUAAAAACUAAGUAUGCUAUGAUCAUUAAAACAAGCAACGAAAUGAAGCUACCAGAAUUAUAGUCCUAGACUACUGUGGGCUCUAUACUGUCAUCAUUUUGUGGCUUCAGGAGUUCAGGCUUCAAAUAAUGUGUGAAACAGAGUGUAGUGUCACAUAUGUGGCAAUAUACUUAAAACCAUACAAAGUUGCAGCAAUGCUGUACAACUAAAUUGCUUGUGUAUUGUGAAAUAAAGCCUGAAUCCUGGUAUGAACAUUUUUCAUUAUAUCUAAGGGUAAUUCUAGCUACAGUAAAACACUAACUUCAUAUUCUCCAAAAGAGAGAAAAUACAUGGAAAUUAAAAGUGCAGAGGUAUGUAUGAAACUGAAUUUGAACCAUCUAGCACAGAUAAAAACUGUUGAAAAGUGUAUACCAUGGUUCUUUAAGACUCAUAUUGUAAUGUACUUCAGCCCAUGAGAUGUCAAUAAGCAAUAUUGCAUGUAUCACCUUAUAUAUAAAUGUUAAGCUCCAAUAACGAGUCAUUACAAAUCUAUUGAAUUGAAUUGAAUUUGAUACAUGUAGCACAGAUACAAACUGUUGAAAAAUGUAUACCAUGGUUGUUUAAGACUCAUAUUGUGAUGUAUUUCAGCCCAUGAGAUGUCAAUAAGCAAUAUUGUAGUAUCACCUUAUGUAUAAAUGUUAAGCUCCAAUAAUGAGCCAUUACAAAUCUAAUCAUCUGGUUGCUGGAGCAGCUAAUGUAGAACAACUCUCUAAUGUUCUGCGAAAAAUCAAUAAGAGGAGAAUAGUUGUUAUGGUGCAGAUAUCAUCAAGUUACUCUAAUUUAACUAAAGUUGAUGCAUUGAUCUGCAAUCCCUAACACAUUUCCCCUUCUCAUUGUAAUAGUUUUAAUCAGACUGAUGCUUCAUUAUUUAUUUUAUAAUCAUUUGAGUUCAUCUGAUCUGUUUUAACUAAUCAUGUUACUGUAGUAUUAAGUAAACUAGUAGUUUUUAUUUUAAGACUUUUUCACAGCCAAAUUCUACAGUUGACUGUAAUCUUCCACUAUAUGACAC